UGCCAGCACGUGGGCGCCUAGGCGCGGAGCCCGGUGUUCCCUGCGCUCGGCCUACCCAACUCCAUCCAAAGGCGCCGGCGGCCUUGCCUCACACCUUCGCCAGGCUCCCUACUGCGUCCGCGCGGCCAACCUUUUGUGCCGCCGCCUCCGCACGCGGCCUGUAGCCCUAGGCCCCCAGGGAUCCGGCAGCAGCGAGUUGCCGGCUUCCUCCAGGCGGCCCCGGGAGGCGGCGCGGCCUGGGAGGCGGGGACCCGGAGGGCCACAAGCGCUCCGCUCCCGGAAGCGGGUGGUUCUCUGGUUCCCGGAGCGCGGAUCCGCGCGGCAGCCUGAGGUCCAGCAUCCCAGCCGACGCCUCCAAGGAGCAGCGGGAGCGGCGCCCACGCCCGAGCAGCGCACCCCCCGGCCAACGCCCGUCCUGGCCGGCAAGAUGCUGCCGGUGUACCCGGAGGUGAAGCCCAACCCGCUGCAGGACGCGAACCUCUGCUCGCGCGUGUUGUUCUGGUGGCUAAACCCCUUGUUUAAAAUUGGUCACAAACGCAGAUUAGAAGAAGAUGACAUGUAUUCAGUGCUUCCGGAAGAUCGCUCCAAGCACCUUGGAGAAGAGCUGCAGGGGUGCUGGGAUCAGGAAGUUUUGAGAGCCGAGAAAGAUACACGGGAGCCUUCUUUAACGAAAGCAAUCAUAAAGUGUUACUGGAAAUCCUAUUUAGUGUUGGGAAUUUUUACGUUAAUUGAGGAAAGCACCAGAGUAGUUCAGCCCAUAAUUUUGGGGAAAAUUAUUGGUUAUUUUGAAAACUACAAUCCCACUGAUUCUGCUGCUUUGUACGAAGCCUACGGCUAUGCCGGAGUGCUGAGUGCCUGCACCCUCGUUUUGGCCAUUCUUCACCACUUAUACUUCUAUCAUGUUCAGUGUGCGGGGAUGAGGUUAAGAGUAGCCAUGUGCCAUAUGAUUUACCGCAAGGCCCUUUGCCUGAGUAACUUGGCCAUGGUGAAGACCACCACAGGCCAGAUAGUCAACCUGCUGUCCAACGAUGUGAACAGGUUUGAUCAGGUAACGAUAUUCUUGCACUUCCUGUGGGCGGGGCCCCUGCAGGCUCUCCUAGUGACCAUUCUGCUCUGGAUGGAAAUAGGAAUAUCAUGUCUCGCUGGGAUGGCGGUUCUAAUUAUUCUUCUGCCUUUGCAAAGCUGCAUUGGGAAGAUGUUUUCAUCACUCCGGAGUAAGACUGCAGCUUUCACAGACACCAGGAUCAGGACCAUGAAUGAAGUUAUAACUGGCAUCAGAAUCAUAAAAAUGUAUGGUUGGGAAAAGUCUUUUGCAGACCUUAUUACCAGUUUGAGAAGGAAGGAAAUUUCCAAGAUUCUGAGGAGUUCCUACCUUAGAGGGAUGAAUCUGGCGUCGUUUUUUGUUGCGAGCAAAAUCAUCGUUUUCGUCACCUUCACCACCUAUGUGCUCCUUGGCCAUGUGAUCACAGCCAGUCGUGUGUUUGUGGCGGUGACACUGUACGGGGCCGUGCGGUUGACGGUCACCCUCUUCUUCCCUUCGGCCGUCGAGAAGGUGUCAGAGGCAGUCGUCAGCAUCCGAAGAAUCAAGAACUUUCUGUUACUUGAUGAGAUAACACAGUGCAACCCUCAGCUGCCAUCAGAUGGUAAAAUGAUAGUGGACGUGCAAGAUUUCACUGCUUUUUGGGAUAAGGCAUCAGAAACCCCAACUCUACAAGGCCUUUCCUUUACUGUCAGACCCGGUGAGCUGUUAGCUGUGGUCGGACCUGUAGGAGCAGGAAAGUCGUCACUGUUGAGUGCGGUGCUGAGGGAGCUGCCCCCGAGCCAGGGGCUGGUCCGCGUGCACGGGAGGAUCGCGUAUGUUUCUCAGCAGCCCUGGGUGUUUUCAGGAACUGUGAGGAGUAAUAUUCUAUUCGGGAAGAAAUACGAAAAAGAACGAUAUGAAAAAGUAAUAAAGGCUUGUGCUUUGAAAAAGGAUUUAGAGGUUUUGGAGGAUGGAGACCUAACUGUGAUAGGAGACCGGGGCGCCACGCUGAGCGGAGGGCAGAAAGCCCGCGUCAACCUCGCAAGAGCCGUGUAUCAGGAUGCAGACAUCUACCUCCUGGACGAUCCUCUCAGUGCGGUGGAUGCGGAAGUGAGCAGACACCUGUUCGAACUGUGUAUUUGUCAAGCCUUGUAUCAGAAGAUCACAAUCUUAGUGACACAUCAGUUGCAGUACCUAAAAGCUGCAAGUCAGAUUCUGAUAUUGAAAGAUGGAGAAAUGGUGCAAAAGGGGACUUACACUGAGUUCCUGAAAUCUGGGAUAGAUUUUGGUUCCAUUUUAAAGAAGGAGAAUGAGGAGACUGAACCAUCUGCAGUUCCAGGAACUCCAGCUCUGAGGAAUCGCACCUUUUCCGAGUCCUCAGUUUGGUCUCAACAGUCUUCCAGACCCUCGUUGAAAGAUGCUGCUCCAGAGGACCAAGAUACUGCGAAUAUGCAGGUUACACUCUCUGAGGAGAGCCGUUUGGAAGGAAACGUUGGUUUCAAGGCCUACAAACAUUACUUCACAGCCAGUGCUCACUGGCUCAUCAUCAUGUUCCUUUUUCCACUAAACAUCGCGGCUCAGGUUGCCUACGUCCUUCAGGAUUGGUGGCUUUCAUACUGGGCGAACGAACAGAGUGCCGUGAACGUCACUGUUAACGGACAAGGAAAUGUAACUGAAAAACUCGAUUUAUACUGGUACUUAGGAAUUUACUCAGGGUUAACUGUAUCUGCCGUCCUUUUUGGCCUCGCCAGAUCUCUGUUGGUUUUCUACGUCCUUGUUAGUUCUUCACAAACUUUGCACAACCAAAUGUUCGAGUCCAUUUUGAGAGCUCCAGUAUUGUUCUUUGAUAGAAACCCAGUAGGAAGAAUUUUGAAUCGUUUCUCCAAAGACAUUGGGCAUAUGGAUGACUUACUGCCCCUGACAUUUCUUGAUUUCAUCCAGACAUUUCUACAAGUGAUUGGUGUGGUGGGUGUGGCAGUUUCGGUGAUUCCUUGGAUUGCGAUACCCCUGGUUCCCCUUGGCAUCAUUUUCUUUGUUCUCCGGAGAUAUUUCCUGCAGACGUCAAGGGAUGUGAAACGCCUUGAAUCUACAACUCGGAGCCCAGUAUUUUCCCACUUAUCAUCUUCUCUCCAAGGACUCUGGACCAUCCGGGCGUACAAAGCCGAAGAGAGGUUUCAGGAACUGUUCGAUGCACACCAGGAUUUGCAUUCAGAGGCUUGGUUCUUGUUUUUGACCACGUCCCGAUGGUUCGCUGUACGUCUGGAUGCCAUCUGUGCCAUCUUUGUCAUCGUUGUUGCCUUUGGGUCCCUGAUUCUGGCAAAAACGUUGGAUGCCGGGCAGGUGGGCCUGGCGCUGUCCUAUGCCCUCACGCUCAUGGGGAUGUUCCAGUGGUGUGUCAGGCAAAGUGCCGAAGUUGAAAAUAUGAUGAUCUCCGUAGAAAGGGUGAUUGAAUAUACAGAUCUGGAAAAAGAAGCAUCCUGGGAAUACCAGAAACGCCCACCGCCGUCCUGGCCCCAGGAAGGAGUGAUCCUUUUUGACAACGUGAGCUUCUCCUACAGCUUAGAUGGGCCUCUCGUAUUGAAGCACCUGACAGCACUCAUUAAGUCGAGAGAAAAGGUUGGCAUUGUGGGAAGAACAGGAGCUGGAAAAAGUUCCCUCAUCGCUGCCCUUUUUAGAUUGUCAGAACCUGAAGGGAAAAUUUGGAUUGAUAAGAUCUUGACAACCGAAAUUGGACUUCAUGAUUUAAGGAAGAAAAUGUCAAUCAUACCUCAGGAGCCUGUUUUAUUCACUGGAACAAUGAGGAAAAACCUGGAUCCCUUUAAUGAGCAUACGGAUGAGGAACUGUGGAAUGCCUUAGAAGAGGUACAACUUAAAGAAGCCAUCGAAGAUCUUCCUGGUAAAAUGGAUACCGAAUUAGCAGAAUCAGGAUCGAACUUUAGUGUUGGACAGAGACAACUGGUGUGCCUAGCCAGGGCUAUUCUCAGGAAGAAUCGUAUAUUGAUUAUUGAUGAAGCCACAGCAAAUGUGGAUCCAAGAACUGAUGAGUUAAUACAAAAAAAGAUCCGUGAGAAAUUUGCCCAGUGCACUGUGCUAACCAUUGCACACAGAUUGAACACCAUUAUUGACAGCGACAGGAUAAUGGUUUUGGAUUCAGGGAGACUGAAAGAAUAUGAUGAGCCGUAUGUUUUGCUACAAAAUAGAGACAGUCUAUUUUACAAGAUGGUGCAACAGCUGGGCAAGGCUGAGGCCGCUGCCGUCACUGAAACAGCAAAACAGGUGUACUUCAAAAGGAAUUAUCCAGAAAUUACUCACAAUGGGCAUGUGGUUAUGAAUGCUUCCAAUGGACAGCCCUCAGCCUUAACAGUUUUUGAGACAGCACUGUGAUUCUACCAUGAGGUCAACUCUAUUCCAAAUUUUCCAAUAGUCUUUGCACUGUGUAAACUACAUUUUACUUUUUUUUUUACACCAGCAACAAAUAUUUACAUACAAGUUGUUAGUCUAUUUGGAUUUUUUUCCCCCCACUUCACCCAAUGAUUUCAAGCUCUAACAAAAUGAUUUAUUAUUGUUAUUUAUACGUUAUAGUAUGUUUUUGUCUUAUCUGAAUCACAGGUACAGGCCACCAAUAAAAGCUGUUUACCAGGUUUUGUGCCUUAAAGAGACUCCAGAGCCAAAGCACAUUUUCUAAGGUAUAAGACAAAGUUGUCAUAGAUGUUUUUUACUGCCCCCAAAUUACAUAUUACUUUCCACUUAUAUCAGGGAUUCUAUUUACUUGAAGACUGUGGAAGUUAUCAUUUUGCCCUACCACUUUC
Molecule: messenger RNA, 4830 nt
Organism: Kogia breviceps (pygmy sperm whale)
Lineage: Eukaryota; Metazoa; Chordata; Mammalia; Artiodactyla; Physeteridae
Gene: ABCC4
Product: ATP binding cassette subfamily C member 4 (PEL blood group)
Biological process (GO): transmembrane transport
Cellular component (GO): plasma membrane
Molecular function (GO): ABC-type transporter activity; ATP hydrolysis activity; ATP binding
Source: RefSeq, a predicted model, not a curated record